CUGGCCCCUGGCUGCCGAGGGUCCCGCUCCCAGGGCUGGGGGGAGCCGGGCUGCCCUGUGCCCCCAGGCUGAGCCAGCCCUGAGCUGGUGGGGCGGCCGUGGGGUGGCGAGGAGCCCCGGGGGGGCUGUGGCACCCUGCCCCUCCCCAGCCCCAUGGCGGCCAAGUGGUUCAAGGAGUUCCCCUCCAACCUGAAGACGGUUUCAGAGAGGGCUCGGCCGGGCAGCAGUAGCCUGGGCAAGAGCCGCAAGAAUUCAGCCGCAGAGUUGGGGGGCUGCCGGCCCGGCCAGGGGGGUGGCAAGGAGGGGGGUGGGCGGCUGUCGCGGGACAACCUGCAGGGUUUGCUUCAGGCCGCCACCGGGAAGAUGCGGAAGAAUUCACGAGUGGAGGGGGGCACUCCAGAGGGACCCCCCAAAACCUGCAGCACCUACAUCAACCGCCUCAUCAAGGUGGAGGCUCACGAGAAGAACGGGAAGGGGUACCCUGGCCCCCUGACCACCGGCCUCCCUGCCCCUGAGCAGGACAAGGGGAAGACCCCCAAGACAGAGACGGUCAUCAUCCUGGAGGACUAUGCCGACCCCUAUGAUGCCAAGCGUACCAAGGGGCAGCGGGAUGCUGAGCGCCUGGGGGAGAAUGAUGGCUAUAUGGAGCCGUACGAUGCCCAGCAGAUGAUCACAGAAAUCCGCCGUCGGGGCUCCAAGGACCCCCUGGUCAAAGCCAUCCUGCUGCUGGACAGUCCUGGCGAGCCCGGGGAGGGGGGUGGCAAGCCAGAGCCAGCCAAGUGGCCGGCAGGCAAGGAGGCAACAGGGAAGGGGCCGCAGCUCUACGACACCCCUUAUGAGCCCGGGGAGGGGGUGGCCGGGGGGACCCCAGAGCGCAGGGCAAGGGCUGGGGAUGGGCACCUGCCCGAGAAUGAUGAGCGCCCGGCGGGCGAGUACGAGCAGCCCUGGGAGUGGAAGAAGGAGCAGAUCGUCAAAGCACUGUCAGUCCAGUUCGAGGGCUCGGAGCGUCCCAAGGAGGAGGUGCCACGGCAGCACCUACGCCAGAAGAGCUGGACCCCCAAGAUGCUGAAGCCAGCAGGUGCUGAACAUGGCGACGGGGAGCGGGUGGACCCUGCCCUGGCACUGGAGAAGCAGCCCUGGUACCAUGGGGCCAUCACGCGGGCCGAGGCAGAGAGCCGGCUGCAGGCGUGCCGGGAGGCCGGCUACCUGGUGCGCACCAGCGAGACUGGCAGCGGCAAGUACUCCAUCGCACUCAAGACCAGCCAGGGCUGCGUCCACAUCAUCGUGGCCCGGACCAAGGACAACAAGUACACGCUCAGCCAGGCCAGCGGUGUCUUUGCCAGCAUCCCCGAGGUCGUGCACUACUACUCUACCGAGAAGCUGCCCUUCAAAGGAGCUGAGCACAUGGCCCUGCUGCACCCCGUCCACUGCAAGCUGCAUUAGCACCCACUAAUGGCCCCCCCUCCCCGCGUGGCCUGCGACCCCCGGCCCCGGGGCAUGGGGCAGGGUCCAGCCCUGGCAAUCGCCACAGGAAGGGUCCAGCGGAGGACCCUUCAGUCACAUCCCCAGCCCUGCAGGGACCCCACUCCUGCCUGGUGGCCGCUGCCCACCACUGGACUCCAGCAGGGCUGAGCUGCCCUUUUUCUGGGACAGAUUCUGUCCACCCUGUGCCGGAGCCAACCCGCUGCAGGGCUGCCUCCAGCACUGGGGGCAGGGGGACGCAGCGAGAUUGGAAUGUGUAACGAAGUAGUAAAAUAAACUUGUUGGCUGAGAGGA
Harpia harpyja (harpy eagle) is the source of this 1776-nucleotide messenger RNA. It is a transcript of the gene SHE, whose product is annotated as Src homology 2 domain containing E. Bases 154 to 1443 code for a protein of 429 amino acids. The transcript is spliced from 6 exons. Gene Ontology annotation, molecular function: phosphotyrosine residue binding. The record is from RefSeq and is a predicted model, not a curated record. Lineage: Eukaryota; Metazoa; Chordata; Aves; Accipitriformes; Accipitridae.